Molecule: messenger RNA, 890 nt
Organism: Choloepus didactylus (southern two-toed sloth)
Lineage: Eukaryota; Metazoa; Chordata; Mammalia; Pilosa; Megalonychidae
Product: non-specific lipid-transfer protein-like
Exons: 1
Coding region: 49-471 (140 amino acids)
Cellular component (GO): cytosol
Source: RefSeq, a predicted model, not a curated record
CAGCAUAAUUUAGGCAUUGGAGGAGCUGUCGUUGUAACACUUUACAAGAUGGGUUUUCCUGAAGCUGCCAGAACUCAUCAAAUUGAGGCUGUUCCAGCCAGCUCUGCAGUUGAUGGAUUUAAGGCAAAUCUUGUCUUUAAACAAAUUGAGAAGAAGCUUGAAGAGGAAGGGGAACAAUUUGUGAAGAAAAUUGGCGGUAUUUUUGCCUUCAAAGUGAAGGAUGGCCCUGAGGGUAAAGAAGCCAGCUGGGUGGUGGAUGUGAAGAACGGCAAAGGAUCAGUGCUGCCUAACUCAGAUAAGAAGGCUGACUGCACAAUCACAAUGGCUGACUCGGACUUACUAGCUUUAAUGACUGGUAAAAUUAAUCCUCAGACGGCCUACUUUCAAGGCAAAUUGAAAAUCACUGGCAACAUGGGUCUGGCUAUGAAGUUACAAAAUUUUCAACUUCAGCCAGACAAAGCUAAGCUGUGAAGAACUCCCCUUGGCUACUUUUGAAAAUCAAGAUGAGAUAUAUAGAAAUAUAUUCCUAUAUUUCAUUGUCAGAAAUUAGACUGAAAGUACACAUUGGCAAAUAGCAUAAGAUAGAUUUGUUUUUUAAUGGGUGUGACCAGUCUUGUUUUUCCCUAGCUUUGGGUGAAUAGAACCUAAUGGUAUACCACUGCUUUGCUGAAUUGCAUACAACUGUGCAUUGCAAAGUUAAUAUGGUAAUUAUGGUUUGGGGUAAAAUUGAGUUUCAGAAUAAAAUUAGGAACAGUUAAAUCCAAAAACUAUGUAAACAAAAGCUCUCAUUUUGCUUAUAAAGUGUAUCUAAGGAUUAUUCUCCUGAAGAUUCAAUUUAAGAGUUUUCCUUGAGAGAAUUAGGGAAGAAACAAUUCCAGUAGUUGAUCGGU